GUCAGGGUUGUGGUGUGGUCUCUAAAAUGCUUCGCUACUUCGUCGUUUUCAGUUUAAUUUUUUACUCAGCAGCAUAUGGAUGUCCAUUCCGAGAGGAUGUCACACCUUGUGUUUGCAAAAUUAAUGGAUCUAUGAGUCUCCAUUGCCCAGGGAUUAAUACAGAACAGGAUUUAGUGAGGAUUGCAAGAUUAGUCAGACGCAGAACGGAUCUAUACAGUAUAGAAAUCGCUGAUUCCGCUAUCAAUUACAUACCCCAAGAUACGUUUACAGACAUCUUUGUUAAAGGCAUCGUGAUUAGUAGAUCAUCAUUUUAUUCCCUCAGUGACACGGAUAUAGCUUUCGAUGGGUUACAGCAAUACAUAAAUUUUUUAUACAUAAUCAACAGCACCAUGUUAGGCAACUGGGAGUGGGCACAGUUAAGAAAACUAAAUCACCUUACCAGCUUGAAGAUCAAUGGAGCAAAUUUAGAGUCUAUUGAAGAAAACAUUAAAGAUAUAGCUCAUUUAGAUUUGCUCGGCCUUCAUUUGGCGAAAAAUAGGAUAUCUUUUAUUCAUGCUACAGCGUUUAGUGACUUUCAUCGCCUGCAUCUUUUGGAUUUGUCUUACAACCAGAUAUCGGAUAUCAAAAGAGACAUGUUUCCAAAUCCUGCAAACAGACUGUAUGAAAUAAAUUUGAGUUUCAAUCAAAUCCAAGAACUUCCGGACAAUAUGUUUACAGACAUGCCAAAUUUGAAACGUGUUUUGCUAAAAAGUAAUCUCAUUCUAACUCUAAAAGAAGAAGUCUUUUCCAACAUCUGGGAUAAACUGGAACGAUUUGAUUCUUCUCUAAAUGAUCUGAGAUGUGAUUGCAGACUUUCUUGGAUGCUUAAUAAGCCGCAACCACGGGUUCUGAUAGGAACAUGCGCCGAGCCACCAGGAUUGUUUGGAGAAAGCUUGAAGAUGUUGGGUGCCAAAGAUCUUAGGUGCUAAUAAAGGCAUAAUCAGCAUGAUACACGAAUUGUGCUUCUGAUUCUUAGCUUAAAAUGUAUUUGAGUUUCCCAGGAGGACAUAGUUGAGGUUUUUAAAUAGCAUGAAAAUAUGUUUUUAAAUGUGCUUAUUAAAAAUAGAAACAUAAAAAUCUAAGUUAUGGUCAUUCUUAUGCGGAAGUUUGUUUUUAUAAGCAUUCGCUGUUGUUGUCGGUACUUAUCCUAAUUGAUUUAGCCACUUACAGCCUAAUGAGCCUAAAUGAGCUCGAAGACGUUCAUAAAAUUCAAAUCAAGAAAUCGCCCUUUGUCUCAAAUCUUCUUUAUCGAGUCCUUGGCAGUAGAGAAGAUGAUCAGGAGUCAUUCCCCAGGAUUUGCAUUCCUUACAUAUGAUGGGGAUUACAGGGCCGCGAGUGUCGAGGCGGGUCCCUUGUCAGUUAGGUCAUCGAACCCUCCUACCCCUUAAAACUUAACAAAAGUAAAAAACACUUUAUUGGACACAUCAAAAACAGUAUUUUCAUAGCUUUCCAAACGAAAAUGUUUUAAUUGUCAUUGCACGUAUUUGUUGUUAUACGUAAUGUACUUAUACUGCUGUUGAUAUGUUCAAUAAAGUGUUUUUUCUUGCACCGGAAGUGACGUUUUACUUUGAUUUUCGUAUUUUUUCUCGUAAACUAUAGAUCGUACAGAAACGCUUCUUUUGGCAGUUGUAAUGUACUCCCAAAGAAAAAUCUUGCUGUGCAAAGUUUAUGCGAUCGUUUUGGAACACCCUGUAUCUUAAAAAAAACCUUCAAAAAAUAU
This is a messenger RNA of Uloborus diversus, 1759 nucleotides long. RefSeq names its product slit homolog 1 protein-like. The record is from RefSeq and is a predicted model, not a curated record. NCBI's taxonomy places the organism in Eukaryota, Metazoa, Arthropoda, Arachnida, Araneae, Uloboridae. Bases 27 to 968 code for a protein of 313 amino acids. Gene Ontology annotation, cellular component: plasma membrane. Gene Ontology annotation, molecular function: protein binding. The transcript is spliced from 4 exons.